This is a messenger RNA of Penicillium chermesinum, 1140 nucleotides long. Its product is annotated as survival factor 1 family protein. NCBI's taxonomy places the organism in Eukaryota, Fungi, Ascomycota, Eurotiomycetes, Eurotiales, Aspergillaceae. The record is from RefSeq and is a predicted model, not a curated record. Gene Ontology annotation, biological process: response to oxidative stress. Bases 1 to 1140 code for a protein of 379 amino acids. The transcript is spliced from 5 exons. Gene Ontology annotation, cellular component: cytoplasm.
AUGAACUGGAUUAAGUCAACCCUAUCUGCCGCAGUGGGCACGCAGGAACCCAUCUAUGGGCCCGAGGCAAUCCAGUCCGUCGCUCAGCAGACGGCCGAGACACCCUAUACGGUCAUGACCAAGGACCACUUGAAAUGGAAGGCCUAUCAAUAUACCAAUGUCGAGACGCAGACCUUCUAUAUCAUGUCUGACAACGGGGACUUGGUCUUCGUUCAGAUCAUCUACAGCAACAUUGCGGGCAUCCACACGACAGCUCACUUCAACACCAAGAUCUUCAACAAGAACGGCAGCGAUGGGGAACAAAUUUGGUUCACCGAUGGUCUCAGCAACUUCAUGUUUGACGAGCACAUGCUUUCCUUCGGCGCCGAUAACCUGACUCUUACCCUGAACGAGGAGGGCGAUUCGUACCAUCUCAAGUCCACAGUCAACCCAGGCUGCCUUGUCGAUCUGAAGUUCACCCGCAAGGCCCCGGGCUUCGUGGUCGGCAAGGACGGCACCUCCUACUUUGGAACUGACCCCGCCAACCCCUGGGGCUCUAUGAGCCAUGCUUUCUGGGCUCGCUGCGCCGUUGAGGGCAGCAUCACCACCAAGGACAAGACUUAUGACCUGGCGGGUCGCGGAGUCUUUAUCCCCGCCCUACAGGGCAUGAAGCCCCAUCACGCUGCUUCCCGUUGGAACUUUAUCAACUUCCAAACCCCGACCUACUCCGCCAUUAUGAUGGAGUACACCACCCCACCCUCUUACGGCUCGACCAAGGUCAACGUCGGCGCUAUCCUCAAGGACGAUGAGAUCAUCUACGCCGGAACAACGAACGCCGUCACUCACACCGCCUCGGAGCCUGAUGCUACAAGCGACUGGCCUCAGCCCACUUCCAUCAAGUGGGAGUGGACUGGCAAGACCGCCGCCGGCGAGGAAGUCUCUGCUAUUGUAGACGGCCCCCUCGGAACCCGCUUAGACCGUAUCGAUGUCAUGGGCGAGGUCCCUGGCUUCAUCAAGGCCAUUGCCGGCAGUGUUGCUGGUGCCCGACCUUACAUCUUCCAGUUCUCGCCCAAGGACAAGCUCUCAUUGAACCUCAAGAUCGGCGACAAGGAAGUCUCAGAGGAGGGCUUCAUGUUCUCUGAGUCGACUUUCAUCUCGUGA